Molecule: messenger RNA, 2325 nt
Organism: Porites evermanni
Lineage: Eukaryota; Metazoa; Cnidaria; Anthozoa; Scleractinia; Poritidae
Source: the annotation of a GenBank genome assembly
UCCCCCAGGUCUAAGGGAAAUAAAGAGUACCUCCUGAACGUUGGGUCUGCAAAGCUUCCCGUAUAUUGUCACAUGACUAAGCAUAUGCUUGACGCAUGCGGAGGAGGAGGAUGGACGCUGGUAAUGAAGAUCGAUGGCUCGAAGGUAUUAAAAGUUCAAUGUUAUCACAAGCAGCUAUGUUUGUCUGCCACUUAAAUUCAGACUAUUAUUAAGGUCAACAUACAGGGUAAUAGUGGAUCUAGUAAGUGUACGUUUGAUAACUGUUAGCACGAUGAUUUAUCAAUUCAGUGAAGACCAAGAUACUGAUAUUAUAUUUGUCAAAUUAUAACGGAGAAAAGCGAUAGUACGUUAUCAGAAUAACUGACAUGAUGUUCUUCUUAAUUAGUUUAAUCAGAGAACCAUUCACUACAAGUUGCUCGGUCUCUUACCACCUAACUGCCACUAUACACUGAGGGUAGACUUUCAGUGCAAGUCAAGUGUCAAACGCAAGUAGAAAAAAGAAAAUGUAGCACGUGUAGGUUUGAAAAGUGUCAGCUCAAUGAUGUAUCAAUUCACUGUAAUAGUACCAGACAGGGUAAUAAGAGAAUAAUAUCUGAGGAAAAGAUUAGUAAACAUAGCCUGCGUGGCAGGCGCAAAAAGGGGAGGGGAAGGGGGGGGAGGGAGAAAGGGAAAAGGGAAGGGAGCGCCUGCUCUAAGAGCCUAUGUUUUUGCAUAACGCCUACCAAUUUUCUAGUAAUCCGAUUACGCUUACUGUCAAUCAAGUGUCCUACACUCGCCAUUGCAGAAAAACAUUACAUCCACGGACUAAAGAAAUUCGCUUAGUUAUUCAGAUCCAGAAGGCACUUUGGAGAAAAUUGGAACCCUUAUUCAGCCGUAAUAAAAAAAGCUUUACGCUUCAAAAGAGGUCAAAGAAAUUGCGCUUGCAUCAGGGGCAAAUCCUGCCGACCAGAAAACAAUAACUACAGUCAAUCGAUAUGUAUGUCAUGACCUCUCAGUGUGAAACAUGCGGCUAAAAUAAUAUUUGCUCAGUAUAAAUGCAGAACCUUCAAGAGCAUAAUCUACCCAGCAGAUAAAAACAACUUUUACUUUAUUGGAAUAAGCAACAUUUUGGCAUGUGGUAAAACCACCCUCUUUUAUUGCUAAGUUACAUCGGCGAAUGUCAUCGUUCGAUAAAUUGGCUAAAUCUUUCGCUGGGUAGCCCAACAAUUUCAUCUCCUGCAACUGGUCUUCGAUAAUACUUUUCAGUGGCGAAAUGAAAUGACGAGAAUCGCCGCAUUACCAUUUAGCUCGUAGUUCUUCGCGCGUACGAACAUUUGGUAAAUUAAACUCUUGCCGUAUCCGGUCCGCAAAACCGCCAGAACAUCUCUGUCGGCUAAAAGAGCCCUUACUGCUGAUUCUUGCUCUAGUUUUAAAACAGUUUCUCUACCACCAGAUAAAUUCACAUCUCUCAAAGCACUCUCUACGACAUCCACGUCUACCGCUGCCAUCUCGACUGUUUGUUGAUUUGUGAAACACGCAUUUCAAUAUGUUACUCAUUACGGCUCAGCCAAUCAGGAAUUUGCGGACGCCAGCGUCCGCAGAUAUGAACAAAAGGGGGUUCUUAGAGCAGGCGUCUCCUCCCCCUCUCCCCAAUCCCCCUCCCCUUUUUCCCUUCCUUCCUAUCCCCUACCCCCUACCCCUUUCGACGCCUGCUACGCAGGCUAAGUAAACACCAAGAUGUGACUGUACCAUAUGUGUCGAAUAGAUAAAACAGCAAAGGGAUAGUAAUUUAUAUAAAUGGUGUUUUUCUUUUUCAAAUGCACCCAGAAAACCUUUCACUUCAAUUCCCAUCUCUGGAGCAACAAAGCCGACUUCAAUCUUCCGGGAGGGAAGACUGGGUUGGACACUCACGAGACCAAGUUACCGACUUAUUGGAACACACCGUUUAACAAGAUCUGUCUUGGAAUGAGGGCUGGUUCCCAGUUCUCCUCUGUUGUCAUCAACCAUCAAGCCAGAUCCCUGUAUUCACUGAUCGCAGAUGGCAAAUACCGAGCUACUUCACUGGGCCGUAACACGUGGAAGAAGCUCAUUGGCUCUCGGGCCUCGUUACAACCCAACUGUAACAAAGAGGGAUUCAAUGCCAUAGGUGCCGAUACUAAACACAGCAAAGCGAGAAUUGGUAUCAUCAGUAACGAGCAAAAUGAUUGUAACAGCUGCGACUCCAGAAUCGGGUUCGGCACUGGAGGGUACGGUGAUGACUCCAACACGUGUGGCAACGAAGCUAUAGCCCGGCCAGAUAAUGGCGACCAGCAUAUCAAAGCUAUGGGAUACAUCUUGGUUCAAUAA